AUGAUGCUCCUGAUGAUGAUGUUGCUGCUGAUAUGGCAGGUGGCAUGCAUGAGACUGACAUGCCGUCUUACAGCCUUGGAAUUUUUGACACUCCAGUGCCAUCACAGAUGACCCCAUCGGGUCAACUAUUGAUCACGGGCUCGGAUUUUCAAGGAGCGGAUUGGGGUAGAUAUUUCCCUGGCCCGUCUACCACUGAUGAGGGUCGACCGACCCGAGAUUUAUUUAGUGGGCGCCGACUGAGUUAUGGCAGCUCUUCACAUGCGCAGGCUUCAUGUGAUGCUGCGACAGAUGACUACAUUAUGCCUUCUACUGGACCUGACAGCACCACCGAUACAUGUCAUCCUGCGCCGCAUCCGGCUAUAAGGAGAAAACUUGAUGAUGAUGAUCCUGAUAGCGUACCCGGGCGGGAGGGGAUGCGCCUCAGGCCGACGGCUACAUUGAGACACACCGGAUGGGGGACACAUUGA
Nicotiana attenuata is the source of this 467-nucleotide messenger RNA. RefSeq lists its product as uncharacterized. Lineage: Eukaryota; Viridiplantae; Streptophyta; Magnoliopsida; Solanales; Solanaceae. The transcript has 3 exons. Bases 33 to 467 code for a protein of 144 amino acids. The record is from RefSeq and is a predicted model, not a curated record.